AUACAAACUCUUUCCCGUUAACAAUUCAUUCUAGAGUUUACAAACAACUGGCGGGCUUUGAUCCCUUUCAAAUCGUCUUCUUAAUCUGUAAUGUAAAGUCUAUAACGACAGGAUACACAUCUAGUUUCAUAGUCUGAUGAUGGUCAUAACUCCUAGGCUGAGCUAGCUAGUCUGAAUAUGUUUCUGCAGUGUGUAAAGAACAUUCGGUUGGUGCAGCAGAUGAGAUCUGCUGUUUCUGGUGGCCAUAUCUGCAACGCCAAUGAGCCAGCCAUGCUGAAGCAAGGCCUGAGUUGUCCAAUCCUGGACGGCAGGUGUCUGCAGAGGCACUUCUGCAGCAUCCGCUCUCACAUGGUGGGCUUGGGAAGGGAGACCAGCAAAUCAAAAGCCAUAUCAAGAGGAUUACAAAGGUACCCCCCUCUCAGCUCUCACGCAUUAAGGUGCUCAGCUUACCAAACUUCAUCAGUACACCAGCAACGCUUCCAAGAUCAGAAAUCCAUUCCGACCAUAUUCAGUCGCUCACACAGUCAAUCAUUUCUUUCCAGUGCUCCUCCAUUUCCACGUUCUUCCAUCUUAUCUCCAUCAUCCUCGUAUCCUUCACCUGCAUCUUGUUUGAUUUCUACCACAACAUCAUCACCAUCAGGAGUGAGAGGGGUGCAAGAUGGUACCCCUAAGUACACCAUGAGCUAUCUUCAGGGGGGCCUGGACCCACCCCUCAUGGGGAAGACUCUGGGGCAAUGCAUGGAUGACAUGGCGGAGCAGAAACCAGACCACAGUGCUUUUGUCUUUGUCGAGGAAGGAGUUCGUUGGACUUUUAGCCAGUUCAGGGAGGAGGUUGAUCGUCUGUCAGCUGGUUUCUUGGCCAUUGGUCUGAAGAAAGGAGACAGGAUUGGUAUAUGGGCUUCUAAUACCUCCGAGUGGGUCCUGACCCAGUUUGCUGCUGCUAGGAUCGGGGCCAUUCUUGUCACCAUCAACCUCGCCUAUAGACCCAAUGAGCUAUAUUACACUUUACUUAAGGCUGGUGUGAAGGCGAUAGUCUCUGCUCAGAAUUUCAAGACCCAGGAUUACUAUGAGAUGCUUUCCACCGUGUGUCCAGAACUGGCAACCUCGUCCCCAGGCAGACUUCGUAGCGAAAAAUUACCCAUGUUAGAGUCUGUCAUCAUGCUCGGAAAAGGGGAUUUCCCAGGUGCCUAUAUGUUUGAUGAUGUCAUCGACAUGGGAACCAGCGAGCACAAGAUCAUGGUGGAAGAUUGUGCUAAGACAGUGCAGUUUGAUGAUCCAAUCGCCAUUCUCUUUACCUCUGGUACCACAGGAAAUCCCAAAGGAGCGACGAUGACCCACCACAGACUUGUCAACAAUGGCUACCACAUUGGAUGUAGAGUUGGUUUUCAAGAGAACGACCAUGUCAUGUGCCUGCCAAUACCCCUCUAUCACAUCUUUGCAUCAGUCGGAGGUCCAUUGGUUGGUAUAACUCAUGGAGCGACCAACGUCUAUCCCACAGCCGGUUAUGAACCAGUCGCUACCCUCAAAGCCAUUCAGGAUGAAAGAUGUACAAUCCUUUAUGGGACCCCUACCAUGUUCAUUGACAUGAUGAACCAGCCGGUGUUCAAAGAAAUGGAUGUGAGCAGUCUCUACUCUAGCAUCAUAGGGGGAGCCCCUGUCUCACCGGAACUAGUGAGACAGAUGACAAAGGGCAUGGGUUUCAAAUACAUUGCUGUUGGUUAUGGAAUGACAGAAAGUGGACCGAUGAUUGGUGUCAUUAAUGAGGAUGAUCCAGAAGAAAAGAAAUUAAACACAGUUGGAAAACUCUGCCAACAUAUGGAGGCCAAAGUGAUAGACCCAGAAACCAGUCAGGUUGUCCCUGUCGGUGUUCCAGGGGAGCUCUGCGUUCGUGGUUACUGCAAUAUGAUUGGCUACUGGGAGAACGAGGAGGCGACGAAGGCCACUAUCGAUGCUACUAAUUGGCUCCACACGGGAGACUUGGCCACUCUGGACGAAGACGGGUACAUCCGAAUCGUUGGUCGUAUCAAGGAGCUCAUCAUUGCCGGAGGAAGAAAUAUCUACCCAGUUGAGAUUGAGAAAUUCAUCCACACGCACCCCAAAGUAGAGGAUGUACAUGUGAUUGGAAUACCCGAUGAUAGACUAGGUGAGAAGGUUGUGGCCUGCAUCCGAGGGAAGGCCGAAGAGGAACUCACACAAGAAGAUAUCAUUGAUUACUGCAAAGGGGAGAUUUCUCACUACAAGAUACCCAGUCAUGUAGUCUUCAUGGAUGUUUUUCCGAUGACGGUCAGCGGUAAGGUACAGAAGUUCAAGCUCCAGGAAAUAGUCAUUGAACAACUGAAAUGAAGCAAUACCUUCUACCAGGAGCCUGUAACACAAAGCUUAGCAAUGAUUGCAGAACAGUUUUCUAUGAUUGAUUCCAUUGGAUAUACAUGUUACGUACAAUCAAUCGUAAAAAUUGAUUGUUAACGUUUGUGUUACGGCACCCAGAAAAUUAUUGAGGAAUGUCAAAUCUCUGCAACUACUCUUGCACCAUGCAAAGUAAUAAUAUAAUUUUGAAAUAAGAAUGCGGAGUAGAAGUUGAAGAAGAUAUGGGUGAAUAGCGAGUAAUUUUUUGGAGAACAGAAAAAAAACAAUUAUUUUACCUUUCCAUGUAUACUGAAGUACAUGUAUUUACUUGGACUUAUUCUCCUUUGCAACUGGUAUGCAUUCUAUGUUUUCUCACCUUGUGGUUUUCAGAAGAAGUUCUUCCUGGUAAAAAAUGUUUCUCUUAUAAAAGUAGAAAACAAAGGAGAUUUUGAUAAAAUCCCUCAAAAUCAAAAGUCAUGGAUUUUAACAGAGUAUUGACUUUGGAUUGAGCAGCUCCCCAUAUGUCAUAUGAUCGGCAUUCCAUUAAAUGCCAUUUUCUUUAAGAAAAUAAAAAUGUCUUAAUAUGUGUAAUAUAUCAUCAGACACACCACAUUUACUUGCUUUGGUGAGAAAAUUAUUUUUCAAUCAUCUUGAACCAUUACAAAAUUAGUAAUUUAGUGAAUGAUUGUUACACAACAUUUGGGGUUGCUGCUUGCAUAUCACCUUCAAUGUCUCAGAAUCACAAAUUUAAGUAGUAGUAGACUCCUUGUGAAAACGAUUUUCAAGCCAUUUUUUCUAAUAAAGUCUGAGCAAAAUGUAAGUUAUCUAAAUUUUUGGACAUAAUUUGGGUAGAGUAGAGUGAGAUAUAUUGAAAUAUGAUUUAAUAGUUUGAACUUUGUUUCAUCAAUACAAUGCAGCCCCUCCAAUUUAUUCUGUGAGAUAUGAUAACAUAAUCUGUAUUUUUGAAAACUUAUUACUUUUGUGUAGUUUUGAUGGUUUCCUACAUUAUAAUUUGUAAGUGUAAAUAUGAAAUCAAGUGCUUUUGUAAAUAAAUUAAUCACUACCAUGUUU
Molecule: messenger RNA, 3417 nt
Organism: Lytechinus variegatus (green sea urchin)
Lineage: Eukaryota; Metazoa; Echinodermata; Echinoidea; Temnopleuroida; Toxopneustidae
Product: medium-chain acyl-CoA ligase ACSF2, mitochondrial-like
Exons: 13
Coding region: 178-2343 (721 amino acids)
Biological process (GO): fatty acid metabolic process
Molecular function (GO): medium-chain fatty acid-CoA ligase activity
Source: RefSeq, a predicted model, not a curated record